UGGGGAAGACAGAAAUGGUCUCUGUUCCAGUUUUAUUAAUGCAUGCUGUCUGUUCUCUGAUCCAAAUAUAUCACUAGUUUUUCACUGACAGUGAAGUCAUGUUCUAGUGUGGUUCUCUUCUCCGUACUUCUAUCCUACACACUUUUCUUAUUGAGGAUCACAUACGUGAUGUUGCCGGCAGACAGACAGACGGACGUCCACCUGGAUGUGGAUCAGCUGCUGCUGCUGCUUCUGCUGUGGAGUUCAGGAAACCAGGCUGAAGAACACUAUGAUUCACCAGACUCCAGCCAUUUCAGGGUGGUGGGCGGAGCCAGUCGCUGUGCAGGUGUACUGGAGAUGCAUGAUUGGGAAGGAUGGAGACCUUUGGCUAAGUUUAAGUGGACCCUAACGGAAGCAGCUUUUUUGUGUCAACAACUGGACUGUGGUUCUGCUGUUUCUGCAGAACUGAGAGAGUCAUCCUCAGAUAGAGAUGUCUGGUGGAUGGAUUCUGAUCUUGGAUCUAAACAUUUUCAAACGGUAUCAACCAAAUACUCCAACAUUAUAAUGGAAAUCACCUGCUCAGACUCUGUCAGGUUGGUGAACGGGACCACUCUGUGUUCGGGAAGACUGGAGGUGAAGUCUAGCCAGAUCUGGUCCUCGGUGUGUGAAGAUGACUUUGACCUCCAGGAUGCAGAGGUGGUCUGCAGGGAGCUGGGCUGUGGGGCUCCUUUAGUUCUCCAGGGAGGGCUCUAUGGAGAAGUGGAGGAUCCAGUUAGAAACACCUGCUCAACUGGAGGAGCUGUUGAACUCACCUGCUCAGAACUUGAAUCUUUCAGGUUGGUGGGAGGAGCCAGUCGCUGUGCAGGCACACUGGAGAUGAAACAUCUUGGAGAAUGGAGAACAGCGUAUGCCCUUUCUUGGACCAUGAAAGAAACAUCUGAUGUGUGCAAACAUUUAGACUGUGGAUCUUCGUUUUCUUUCCAACAUACAUAUCUUUUCGAUGGAAUACCUCAAUGGAUGCUUUAUAGCUGCCUGUCCACUCUGAGAGACUGUACAGCUUCAGUUUUCUCAAACAUUAUGCUGAACAUUACCUGCUUAGACUCUGUCAGGUUGGUGAACGGGUUUCAGGUUGGUGAACGGGUGAACACCACUCUGUGUUCGGGAAGACUGGAGGUGAAGUCUAACCAAAGCUGGUCCUCGGUGUGUGAAGAUGACUUUGACCUCCAGGAUGCAGAGGUGGUCUGCAGGGAGCUGAGCUGUGGGGCUCCUUUAGUUCUCCAGGGAGGGCUCUAUGGAGAAGUGGAGGAUCCAGUGUGGACCAGAGAGUUCCAGUGUAGAGGUGAUGAGUCUGCUCUCCUGGACUGUGGAAGCUCCGGCUCAGUUAGAAACAACUGCUCAACUGGAGGAGCUGUUGAACUCACUUGCUCAGAUCCUCUCAGGUUGGUGGGAGGAGCCAGUCGCUGUGCAGGCACAGUAGAGUUUAAACUGGGAGAGGACUGGAAACAAGUGUCUGGCUAUAUUUGGAACCUGAGGAGAGCAGCUGUCAUAUGUGAACAUCUGGACUGUGGUGCUAUUCUGUCUAUGCAAACAAUCGAUGUAGCAAAUUCAGAAGCCUGGUUGAUUUCUGAGGACUUUGUUCGGUCUGGAUUUUAUCUGAAAGAGCAUGCGUUCUCUGCUGAUGCUUCCAACAAAUUAUUGGAUGUCACCUGCUCAGACUCUGUCAGGUUGGUGAACGGGACCGAUCUGUGUUCGGGAAGACUGGAGGUGAAGUCUAGCCAGAUCUGGUCCUCGGUGUGUGAAGAUGACUUUGACCUCCAGGAUGCAGAGGUGGUCUGCAGGGAGCUGAGCUGUGGGGCUCCUUUAGUUCUCCAGGGAGGGCUCUAUGGAGAAGAGAAGGAUCCAGUGUGGACCAGAGAGUUCCAGUGUAGAGGUGAUGAGUCUGCUCUCCUGGACUGUGGACGCUCCGGCUCAGUUAGAAACACUUGCUCCCCUGGAAGAGCUCUUGGACUCACUUGCUCAGAACCUGUCAGGUUGGUGGGAGGAGCCAGUCGCUGUGCCGGUACACUGGAGAUGAAACAUCUUGGAGACUGGAAACUAGUGUACGGUUCUGAGUGGACCCUGAAGGAAGCAGCUGUCAUAUGUGAACAUCUGGACUGUGGUUCUGCUGUUUAUAUUGGCGAGAGAAAGAUGUCUUCACAUUUUUCUGUCUGGGACGUGAGAGGUGACUGUAUUCAUUAUGAUGAUAAUGAUCUAAGGGACUGUCCAGAACCAGAUGACUCUAAUAUCAUACUGAACAUCACCUGCUCAGGCCCUGUCAGGUUGGUGAACGGGACCACUCAGUGUUCGGGAAGACUGGAGGUGAAGUCUAGCCAGAUCUGGUCCUCGGUGUGUGAAGAUGACUUUGACCUCCAGGAUGCAGAGGUGGUCUGCAGGGAGCUGAGCUGUGGGGCUCCUUUAGUUCUCCAGGGAGGGCUCUAUGGAGAAGUGGAGGAACCAGUGUGGACCAGAGAGUUCCAGUGUAGAGGUGAUGAGUCUGCUCUCCUGGACUGUGGAAGCCCCGGCUCAGUUAGAAACACCUGCUCAACUGGAGGAGCUGUUGAACUCACCUGCUCAGAACCUGUCAGGUUGGUGGGAGGAGCCAGUCGCUGUGAAGGUACAGUGGAGUUGAAAUUGGGAGACUGGAGACCAGUGGGAUAUAUGACCUUGGAGGAAGCAUCUGUUGUAUGUGAAAGUCUCGACUGUGGUCCUGCUGUUUCUUCAAGAUUGGGGACAUUGCACUCAGCCAUACCCAUGUGGCAUAUGAAAUCGCGGUGUAUUGAUUAUGGUUUUUAUCCAGUUGACUGUGCAACAGACGGGGGGCUAUCUAACAAAAUUCUGAAUGUCACCUGCUCAGACCUGCUGGUUCAGCCAAUCAUCUCUGUGUCGUCCUUCAUGAAUGGGGUCUCCAGGAUCCAGCAGCAGGGGUUUCAGGUGUACAGAGGCUCCAACUUCGCUAUCAGCUGCUCCAUCCAGCCUCAGUACCCAGGAGGCUCCUUCCAGCUCUCCUCCAGCACCUCUGACUUCACAUCCAACUACACCCAACCUGCUGUCAAUCACUCUGCAUAUUUCCGGUUUCCUGUUGUGGAACCCGCCCACCAAGGAAACUACAGCUGUGUUUAUCGCGUUAAAGUUUUUAGCUAUGAAUUCUCCUCUGAGAGUCGUCCGCUGUCCCUGACUGUCUCAGAUCCACCAGUUCCAAGAAUUCUCAUCAUUGUGGUCGUCCUGCCAUUGUUUCUGCUGUUGGUGGUCUUCGGCCUUUAUUACUUCUAUAAGGUCACUAGAGGAAAGAAUCAAGAGACACUGAGCAAGAAGAACACCGGGCAGGUUGAUGGUAAUUGUGGUGUUUGUACAGCUGAUGAAGUUCCAGCUAAAGAAGAAGCUAAGGAAAUAGAGGAGAGCCUUUGAGGCCCUCAGCUUCCAUUUACAGAAGGGGUAGGCAAUUUCUGGUCCUAGAGGGCCAUGUCCUGCAGGUUUUUAGAUAGUUUCCCUGCUUCAACACACCGGAUUCCAAUUAAAGAUUGUUAUCAAUAUGUCGUCUAAGGCUACACAAGUCUGGUUAUGACACAGCCAUGUCUAUCAGGCUUGUGUUUAAGCAGGAACACAUCUAAAAUAUGCAGGACACGGCCUUCGAGGACCACGAAUUGCCCCUCCUUGAUCUACAUGGUUACGGUUGCUGAUUAACUGUCGUCAUUAUUUCUUGGUCGUUUUUUUCACUGUAUCAUAGAUUAAGCUCAUUUAAUGUUUUAAUAACUAAAUAUAUCACUUAUGAAAACCUUUUAACAAUUAACACAUGUAUUAAAAGGAAC
Cololabis saira (Pacific saury) is the source of this 3824-nucleotide messenger RNA. RefSeq names its product antigen WC1.1-like. The transcript is spliced from 15 exons. The record is from RefSeq and is a predicted model, not a curated record. Lineage: Eukaryota; Metazoa; Chordata; Actinopteri; Beloniformes; Belonidae. Bases 169 to 3423 code for a protein of 1084 amino acids. Gene Ontology annotation, cellular component: membrane.